Messenger RNA from Penicillium robsamsonii, 2502 nucleotides. Its product is annotated as putative C2H2 zinc finger domain protein. The transcript is spliced from 2 exons. NCBI's taxonomy places the organism in Eukaryota, Fungi, Ascomycota, Eurotiomycetes, Eurotiales, Aspergillaceae. The record is from RefSeq and is a predicted model, not a curated record. Bases 1 to 2502 code for a protein of 833 amino acids.
AUGGAUCCCCCUUUUAAUAAUGGGCAGUACCCUGGAGGCCCUGGCUCUUUUACCUCAUCGUGGACUGACUAUGAUGGUCGUCCAUACUAUUCAGAAGUCCAAUCUUCCGCUGACGUGACGAGCUUGAAUUCGGACCUCCCCCAACAGGAAUUCACAUGGAUCAACCCCGAGCUCGGUCGUCAAGCGCCAGAACUUCCAGAGAAAUUCGAUAGCGAUCUGGCUGGUAUUGAUCCGAAAUAUCACGAGCCGGAUGAUGAUAUCCCUCAAACCCUGGAAGGUGAUCUAGGAAGCUCAACCGUCACGGAAAGAGCAGUAGAUGAUGCAGCAAGCGAGAGCACGGCGCUGCAGCCGUCUCAGGCUGUCCAGACGCUUCCAGGAGGGAAUGGUCGGCCCGCAAUGGGGAUACCAAGUUGCGCCCCUUUCGCUCUGCAACCUUCGAUUGACGGCGCCUUUUUCCAGGUGCUCGAUGCCUACAGAGCUGUCGGCUCUAGCCAGUCAAGCCCUGGUCAAGUUUCUCAGGCGUUGCUGAACAUUGAAGCAAUGAGAACCUUCUUUCUUACACAAAUCCCAGCCUCUCCUAUAUCAUCAACUGAGUCCUCAGAACAAGGCAGAGAAGCAUUUCGAUGUUGGGUAUGUAGUCCGCGGAAUCAAAAAACCUUUGCACAUUUUGCUACCUUAAAGAGGCACCUGGCUGGGCAUGAUAUACUCGAGCACGGGUGGCGCUGUCCUGAUGGAGAUUGCUCUAGAAUCAUCGCGCGGCGGGAUAGGAUGCAGGAUCAUCUUCGUCACAGGCACAAGAGAUUCAAUGUGUCCUCAGCUGAGGUGGAGGAAACUCGAGUGACAUAUGCCCCACCAACCAACUGUCCACUUUGCCCCCAGGAAACACCUACUUGGCGUGCCUAUUUCGAUCACAUCAAGGAACACUGUCUCGUUUCCCCUGGCUUGAGUGCCCCUACCAACGGCGAUCCAUCUCGCCGUGGCGGCGAUGGUGGCGGCGAUGGAGGGAACGGUAAUGGCCAUGCUCCUGGCCAUUGUCAAGGUUAUUCUUUAACUGGGCCCAGCAAUAUGAGCGGAGAACCAUCCAACCAAUCGAAUAACUGGAUUGGGGGUACUUAUUCCAACACAAAUUUCGGAGACUUCAGGAGGAACAACGUGCAGCCUGCUUUUAGACCUAACAAUGUCACCGGAGAACAAUUGAUGGGUGACAUGCCUCCCCCACCUUUCAGAUCGAGGACCCACCUCCCCAGAGUCGAUGGGCAGCCCAGAGCUCAACCCCCACAAAACCCUGGAUUGCCACGAUCCAAUCCUUCGACCAAGCGCAAGCGGUCGGACAAACAGAAACAGCCGGCAGAAGAGAAGGCCCCUGAUCCGAACAAAUGUCGCCGAUGCAAGCAUUUCAUGGCCACAUGUCAAUUGUGCAAAUCGGUUCGUGGUUGUCACGAAUGCGGUGGCAUGUCUAGAAGUGCUAUCCAAGUUAGAACCUCCUCGACAACGCCUGCGCCAACCCUCCCAGAUGUCUCUCCCACCAUCUACAAUCUGAACCCGUCUUACCUGCCCCCAUCGGGGAAUUAUGAAACGCCGCAAAAUAUGCUCACUCAACCGUCUAAUUAUUACUAUUACAAUGGCGUGGGGUACGUGGACCCGCGCGCAAUUGGCGGCACGACCAACACAUACAUGGGCAAUCCAACCCCAGAUUCCAGGUAUGCGAUGGUAGCAAUGGUUCCCGAAAACCACCCAAUUCUGAGUGAUCUCAGCCACAAGGUCCAAAAGUCGGCUGUUGUUGAACGUGAUAUAAAUUUACUUCACAGCAUUGGACUAGGCAAAUCGCUCUCCAUCAAAGGGCAAGCCAAGGAAAUAAGAGAAACAACCCCCGGUGCUCCGGGGGCCCCAGGCCACUACGCAGAUCUAGCUUUCAGAGCCAAAAGAUCUUCGGCCAUUCUUGAAAGCCCCCAGCCGGUGUCUCCUUGCCAAUGCCCGUGUGUGCGAGUGCCCGCCGUGGACUACAAAGCCCACGCAAAGUUGAAACUAUCGCCAAACGAACGAGUUGAGAUGGCAUUCCAGAUGACCCCGGAGCGCGGAACCACCCACCCCCUCCGAACGCGGGUACGAGUCUUCGUGAAGCUUUUCACACUCCGUGUAUCGGCAGCACAGUCAAAGGCUAAGCAGAAGGCUCACUCAAUCACACCUCACGCCACCUCCGCUGAGCAUGCUGACUCCGAUUCCGAUUCCGACCAAGGGCUCACUCCCACAUCGCCUUCCGGUUCCGAAAUCACACCACCAUUUGACUGGACUGAGGAGGUGCAAGAUUGGUCAUUCAGUUUUGAGCUUAAUUGGGUUAUAUUGAAGAUAUCCCAGUGGACUAGCCGGACAAAUACCGAUACGUGCCAGAAACUAUUCGUUUCUAAUCCUGGUCACAUACUGGAAUUGAUAUCUAUCUACAUUUUGUGCAUGUUCAAGGCUUCUUGGGUGUCGAAGGGUCGCAAUGGGCUUUUGGGCAUUUAA